CCCCCCCUUCCCUUCCCCAUUUCCCCUCCCCCCUUUCCAUCCCUUCCUUUUGCAGCGUUUGAAAGCGCGUUUGGUUUAUGCGUGAGUGAGAGCGAUCGAGCCAGUCCUGGCCGUUGGUGGAGUUGGAAUGUGAUAAGCGGCCCUAGCAGUGCCAUGUAUUGGAAGAGCGACCAGAUGUUUGUGUGUAAACUGGAAGACAAGGACGUGCCCGAGCUGGAUGUUUCCUCGGAGAAGUUCCCGGGGCUCAUGUCUGAGGAGUGCGGGAGGAGUGCGGCUGCCCUGGCAGCGGGCAGAUCCCGGAAAGGAGCCGGGGAAGGAGGCCUGGUGAGCCCCGAGGGCGCGGGGGAUGAGGACUCCUGCUCCUCCUCCGCCCCGCUGUCGCCGUCGUCCUCGCCCCGGUCCAUGGCCUCGGGCCCCGGCGGCCCCCCGGCCAAGUGCGUGUGCAGCAGUUGCGGGCUGGAGAUCGUCGACAAGUAUCUUCUCAAGGUGAACGAUCUGUGCUGGCAUGUGCGUUGUCUCUCCUGCAGUGUCUGUAGAACUUCCCUAGGAAGACAUACCAGUUGCUAUAUAAAAGAUAAAGACAUUUUCUGCAAGCUUGAUUACUUCAGACGGUAUGGAACUCGCUGUUCUCGUUGUGGCAGACACAUCCAUUCUACUGAUUGGGUCCGAAGGGCCAAAGGAAAUGUAUAUCACUUGGCGUGCUUUGCCUGCUUCUCCUGCAAAAGACAGCUUUCCACAGGAGAAGAAUUUGCUUUGGUGGAAGAGAAAGUCCUCUGUAGAGUACAUUACGACUGCAUGUUGGACAAUUUAAAAAGAGAAGUUGAAAACGGGAACGGGAUCAGUGUCGAAGGAGCAUUACUAACAGAACAAGAUGUUAAUCAUCCAAAACCAGCAAAAAGAGCUCGGACCAGCUUUACGGCAGAUCAACUCCAGGUUAUGCAAGCACAGUUUGCUCAGGACAACAAUCCAGAUGCACAAACCCUCCAGAAACUUGCAGAAAGGACGGGUUUGAGCAGACGUGUGAUACAGGUUUGGUUUCAAAAUUGUAGGGCCCGGCACAAGAAACACGUUAGUCCUAACCAUUCAUCCACUGCUCCAGUUACAGCAGUUCAGCCUUCAAGAUUAUCUCCCCCUAUGUUAGAAGAAAUGACCUAUUCUGCAUAUGUACCCCAAGAUGGGACAAUGUUAACUGCGCUACAUAGUUAUAUGGAUGCUCAUUCACCAACAGCUCUUGGACUCCAGCCCUUGCUACCCCAUUCGAUGACACAGCUGCCAAUAAGCCACACCUAAUUCCCUCUUUUUUUUUUUUCAGGGAUAUAAACUAUUAAGGAUGUAAUCUUAAGUCAUUUAUUGUGUAUUAAAUAUCAAAAAAGAUAUUAAUGUUAAUUUUUUUAUUUAACACACAAAGCAUUUUCAAGAUCACUUGCUCCCAGGUAUGGAUGUAUAGUUGGCCUGCAAGACACUUUCUUUAAUUCUUCAUUAAAGAGAAAAAUUAUGUUUACAAGACUUAUUGAAAAAGAACCCCUUUUGUAUUGUCUGGAAGUAGUUCAUGCUAGUUGUGUAUCUGUUAAUUUAUUUGUCAUCAAAAGAGCACUUUGCAUAAAAGAAAGGACUGACAAGUGUGCAAAUUGUUUACAAUUCUUUGUGAAAUUGUAGUUUAUCAUUAGUUUGUAUCUGUAAGUUAUUGGUAUAAAAUAUUACCUGUAUUUUUUUUUUGUUAUAUGCAACCUAUUCUUUGACGCUUGUAUCUGUGAAUAGGCAAAAUACAUUUCAGUUGCAAAUGUUUUCUGAAUGACCUGAAUAAAGCUUCUGUUGUAGCAUG
Molecule: messenger RNA, 1822 nt
Organism: Ornithorhynchus anatinus (platypus)
Lineage: Eukaryota; Metazoa; Chordata; Mammalia; Monotremata; Ornithorhynchidae
Gene: LHX8
Product: LIM homeobox 8
Exons: 9
Coding region: 154-1290 (378 amino acids)
Biological process (GO): neuron differentiation; forebrain neuron development; regulation of transcription by RNA polymerase II
Cellular component (GO): nucleus
Molecular function (GO): DNA-binding transcription factor activity, RNA polymerase II-specific; RNA polymerase II transcription regulatory region sequence-specific DNA binding
Source: RefSeq, a predicted model, not a curated record